Messenger RNA from Coffea eugenioides, 2261 nucleotides. RefSeq names its product receptor-like protein EIX2. Gene Ontology annotation, molecular function: protein binding. The record is from RefSeq and is a predicted model, not a curated record. Lineage: Eukaryota; Viridiplantae; Streptophyta; Magnoliopsida; Gentianales; Rubiaceae. The transcript is spliced from 3 exons. The coding region runs from base 698 to 1864 and encodes 388 amino acids.
ACCUUCCUACGAACAUUAACAGCCGCAGCUGAUCCUUUAUCACUUGUAUAAAUGGUACCACCCAUCUGACCUUGUUUCAUCAAAUAACCAAUGUACCAAAGAAAUCCAAUGAGGCAUCCGAAUUUUCUUGACACUACUUCUUCAUUGCUGUCCUUGUUCUUAUUCAUAACUAUUUUGGUCACCAGCCAAAUUCCACUUGGCUGCACUGGACAAGCUCAUUCUUCAAAUUUCACCUGCAUUGAAAGUGAACGACAAGCUCUUCUUCAAUUCAGAGAUAGCUUGAUAGAUGAAUCAAAUCGUCUAUCAUCGUGGAUUGGAGAAGAUUGUUGUUCAUGGGAUGGAAUUAGUUGCAACAAAGUAAUUGGCCAUGUGGUGAAACUCGAUCUAUGCAAUUCGGAACAACUUGGAUUCGAAUUUUAUAGUCAUUGGUAUCAUUGCAGAUCUUGCUUGGGAGGUGAUCAUUUAAGCCCAUCUUUGGUCAAUUUGACCAUUCUGCGACACUUGGACCUGAGCUUGAAUAAUUUUUCAGGAAUCCGGAUUCCCACAUUUCUUGGAUUGCUCAAAGACUUGAGAUACCUCAAUCUCUCAAAUGCAGGGUUUGUUGGUGAAGUUCCCCAUCAUUUGGGAAAUCUCUCGCAUUUAAGGGCCCCAGUUUCCAAAUUGGCUACGGACCCAAAAGGAGAUUGAAGUGUUAUUCAUGCAAAAUGUGAGCAUUUCGGAUGCCAUACCCAGCUGGUUUGGAGUGCAUUUUAAUUAUCUUAAAGCCUUAGAUCUCUCCCGUAACAAUUUGGAAGGAUCUCUAAAAUCAUUUGCAACAGCAGUUGCUGAUGUUGAUAAAGAGGCUAUAAAAAUAGAGUCUCUUUACCUCAGUUACAACCGUUUCACAGGUAGUAUCCCAGAAGACUUGUGCAGGCUGAAAACUUUAAUGGUUUUAGAUCUAUCCAACAACCAUUUGUCUGGAAGCAUUCCUUUGUGCUUGGGUAACUUGCGACAUUUGGUCGCCCUAAGUUUGUCAGAUAACAACCUAUGUGGUCAGAUUCCAAGUUCACUGGGUAACUUGGAGGAACUUGGUACUCUGCAUUUGAGCGGAAAUAAAUUUGAUGGGAAGCUUCCAUCGUCAAUGCAAAACCUGAUAAGAUUGCAAAUCCUUGAUCUCGGAGAAAAUGGAAUAAAGGAUAUUAUACCAGUGUGGAUUGGGGAAAGGUUAUCGGACUUGAAGUUUCUGAGACUCGAGUCAAAUAAUUUCCGUGGAGGUAUUCCUGAUAAAUUCUGCCAACUCUUGCAUCUUCAGGUGCUCAACCUAGCACACAAUAAUUUAUCAGGAUUUAUUCCUCACUGCUUUAAUAACUUCACAAUGAUGGUAUCAAGAGAAGCAGCAUCAGCUGACUUGCUAAUGAUCAAUUAUUUUGAAUUAAGACUUCUAAACUUGAAGGGAGGAAGAGAACUUGAGUAUUCAAAAAACUUAUUGUCUGUUAAAUCAAUUAUCCUCUCAGCAAAUAAUUUAGUUGGUGAAAUCCCUGAUGAGAUAAUGGAUCUCGUUGGGUUGCAAAUUUUUAACCUUUCAAAAAACCAUCUAAAUGGGAGGAUCCCCCAGAAGAUUGGCAAUUUGAAGCAACUUGAAACACUUGAUUUGUCGAUGAAUGAACUCAACGGGGAAAUCCCUCCAAGCUUGUCUGGUUUAAACUCAUUGAGCUCCCUGAAUUUGUCAUACAAUAAGCUAUCAGGACCAAUACCAUCUGGAAAUCAACUUCAGACCUUGACUGAUCCAUCCAUCUAUGAGGGAAAUAUUGGACUCUGUGGGAAGCCACUCAACAGCUGCCCUGCAGACGAAUUGCCGCCAGAAAAUGGACGGACCCAUUCUUGAUGGUAAAGGUCACAGCGAGUCUGAUUUCUUAUGGUUUUAUGCUGGUUUAGGACCGGGAUUCAGUGUUGGUGUCGUGGGAAUUUUGGGAAUCCUUCAAUUCAAGAAGUCAUGGCGCGAUGCAUUCUUCAAAUUUUUGGAAAAUGCCAAUGACAGAAUUUGGGUUAUGAUCACAUUGAAGACUGCUCGGCUACGGAGGAAUUUCCAUCAAGUAUAUGUACAAAAGCGCUUAUAUUCUGUUUUUUCUUAUUCUGCAAUAAGGUGCCACAACACAAUUAGCUGGUUAUCCAUAACUACUUGAAUUUGAUAAUAAGCACCUAAGUGCUCAAAACUAAGCAUUUAGGUUUAGUUAUGCUAUAAUCCUCUAUGAACAAAUGAAUCCGAGUGCUUAAAUAGAAAA